AGAAAAGAUAUGUGGUCACGUGAUAGACACGACUGUAUUAAGUGAGCGUUUUGGUUGUGGGGGGGCCUUGUGAUUGAACUUGGAUGUGAAAGAAUAAUAAGACCGGCACUUGCUGCUAUUCCCAUCGCUUCUCCGUCUACAGGAGGUAAUUGUAAAUUACAAUGGCUGAUGAAGAGGUAGUGGUCGAGGAGGUGCCCGAGGAAGAAGAAGCUGCACCCGAAGUAGAAGAGCCUCCCGUCUCCGCGGCCGAUGAACCUGCAGAAGAAGCCGAAGAAGAAGAGCCUCCAGCCGAAGAACCCGCAGAAGAAGAGCCUCCAGCUGCAGACGAAGAUGAAUCCAAACCCAAACCGAAGGCGUUUGCUCCUCCGAUAGCUGUGCCGAAGAUCCCCGAUGGGGGAGAAAAAGUGGACUUUGAUGACAUCCACAGGAAGCGUCAGGAGAAGGAUCUGGCCGAGCUGCACUCUCUGAUCGAGGCCCACUUCAUCCAGAGGAAGAAGGACGAGGAGGAGCUCAUCGCUCUUGUUAACAGGAUUGAGAAGCGUCGUGCUGAGAGAGCCGAGCAGCUGAGGAUCCGGACCGAGCAGGAGAAGGAGAGGCAGGCUCGUCUCGCUGAAGAAAAGGAGAGGAAGGAACAGGAGGAAGCGCGUAGGAAGCUUGACGACGACGCCAAGAAGAAGAAGGCCCUCACCAACAUAACUCAGCAGUACGGUGGCGUCCAGCAGAGGCAAGACGGAAAGCGCGGCGCGAAGAAGCAGACGGAGAGAGAGAAGAAACGGAAGAUCCUCGCGGAGAGGAGGAAACCUCUCAACAUCGACAAUCUCGGCGAGGACAAACUCAAGGAGAAGGCCAACGAGAUGUGGCAGUGGUUGUUGACACUGGAGGCUGAGAAGUUUGACCUAACCGAGAAACUGAAGAGACAGAAAUAUGAUAUCAAUAUACUCCAGGCCCGAAUCAGUGAGCAGCAGAAGUUCGCCAAAGGAAGAGGGAAGGCCAAGGGCAGGGUGAGAUAGACGGAGCCAUCGACAGAAGUUCUCAGCAGAGGCGUCUAAACAUGAAGAGCGGUGUUGAAUUUCAAUCUCUGCUUCGACGCAGACAGCGGCAUGUCUUUGCUAAAGCCGCAACAGCUACUUGUAGACACGAAUAAACAGUUGUGCUUUUA
Molecule: messenger RNA, 1159 nt
Organism: Mugil cephalus (flathead mullet)
Lineage: Eukaryota; Metazoa; Chordata; Actinopteri; Mugiliformes; Mugilidae
Gene: tnnt2e
Product: troponin T2e, cardiac
Exons: 20
Coding region: 162-1010 (282 amino acids)
Biological process (GO): cardiac muscle contraction; sarcomere organization; regulation of muscle contraction
Cellular component (GO): troponin complex
Molecular function (GO): tropomyosin binding; troponin C binding; troponin I binding
Source: RefSeq, a predicted model, not a curated record